Messenger RNA from Penicillium cinerascens, 1461 nucleotides. RefSeq names its product MCT family MFS transporter. Gene Ontology annotation, biological process: transmembrane transport. The transcript has 4 exons. NCBI's taxonomy places the organism in Eukaryota, Fungi, Ascomycota, Eurotiomycetes, Eurotiales, Aspergillaceae. Gene Ontology annotation, molecular function: transmembrane transporter activity. Gene Ontology annotation, cellular component: fungal-type vacuole membrane. Bases 1 to 1461 code for a protein of 486 amino acids. The record is from RefSeq and is a predicted model, not a curated record.
AUGAACGAGGAUGUAUUGUCUAUCAACCAGAACAACAUGGCCACCGAGGGAAAGUCCAGCACCUUAUUAUCAGGACAGCCAUGCACCGUUCCAGAUUACCCAGACGUGUCCGGCCUAAGCAGCGCCCACACCUCCCGAGCAAGUCUCCAUCACCACGAUGAAAGACCACGCCCAGUCUUCGAAAUAAUCGAACCCCCAGCCCAGCUCUCCGCCAUAACCACACACACCACCCAUAUCCGCGAACCCGGCAUCGACGACACAUUCCCAGACGGCGGAACUCGCUCCUGGCUCGUCGUCGCAGGAUGUUUCUUCGUGUUAAUGGCCACCUACGGAAUGAUGAAUUCCACGGGCGUUCUCCAAAGCUAUUUCGCAACCCACCAAUUGUCAAAUUACUCCACCAGUGCCGUCGGGUGGAUUCCGGGUCUAUUCACUUUCUUCGGGCUAGUUCUAAGCCUUCAGAUCGGUCCUAUGUUUGACCGGUACGGUCCGACGGGGAUUCUUAUCGCCGGUACUGUGUGUUAUGUCGCCGGACUGCUUCUUCUGGCGGAGUGUAAGCUCUAUUGGCAUUUCGUUUUAACGCUUGGUGUUCUCACUGGGACGGGUGCUGCGCUGCUAAGUACGGCUGCGCUGGCUGCUGUGCCGCAUUGGUUUGAUCGGAAGGUUGGGAUGGCGAUGGGGACUGCGAUGGCCGGGGGAGGGCUUGGUGGUGUGACUUUCCCGCUUGUUUUGAGGGCGGCGUUUACGAGCUUCGGAUACCAGUGGGCUAUCCGGUUGCUGGCUCUUAUGGUCGCGGUUAUGUGUGGGUUGGGGAUUGCGCUGGUUAGGUCGAGGCUGCCCAAGGGGAGGAGCAGGUCGACUAUCAAUCUGAAUGCCUUUAAGGAUACGAGAUUUACUUGGUUGACGUUGGGGACAUUCAGUCUGGAGCUGGAAGUUUUCGCUGGUCUGGGUUUAUACCCGACAUACGUGGUCAUGCAAGGAUAUAGUACUUCCACUAGUGUCAUUCUCCUGUCAACUUUGAAUGUAUUCUCCACCCUCGGCCGACUCGUAGCCGGAGGCAUCGCCGACAAAUACGGACGAAUCAACACACAAACAGGCCUUAUAUGUCUCGGGGUAAUCGCAAUAUUCGCAAUCUGGUUACCGUUCGGAAACACGUUGCCGGGGUUAUACAUGUACAGCUCGGUAUUUGGACUGGCGUCGGGCUCCUUUUUGAGUCUAGCGCCGGCCUGCAUCGGGCAGAUAUCCAAGGCCAGUGAGGUCGGUGGACGGUUUGGGAUUUGCUAUUCCAUUGUGAGCUUUGCAACCCUCAUUUGUAUCCCGGUUGGGGGUGAGAUGCUCGAGAAAGUUGGUAAGCAGGCCAUGGUGGCAUAUCUAGGUAGCGUUUUGGUCGUCGCGUUGGGGAUGUUCCUCAUGGCGCGGUGGGCCUGUUUGAGCUACCGAUGGCGAUGGCAGGCUAAGAUCUAA